GACAUAGUCAUUGUUGUGCGCCAUUGUCGUGACGUCACUACCACGUCAUUGGUGUGACCUAACUGGCAAACGUGUUGGUGCCUUCAUUGUUGCGACGUCACUAGUGUACUCUGAUUGUUGGGAGCUUAUUGGCGACGCCACUAAGUGAUGUUGCGACAUUGUUAACACUAGCACGAGUGAUCAGUGAUCAGUGGUGGUUCAGUGAGUCAGUGGUCGACAUGUCAUCUGUAUGUUCUUUACAAGUUGAGAUCCAGACUGAGGCACUGAUGACUCCCUCAAGACUACGGAGAAUGUCUUGCAUUCCAGCAGUGUCAGGAGGAGCCAACGAGUCUCCUAGUCCAGGAGGAUUCCGCAGGAAGGGGUCGACGCAGAGGAGAGUCAACUCCGUGUACCAGAGGAAGUCUACAGCCUUCUUGGACGUUCCUUCAGACAAACAUCAGCAGGAACAGGAGGACGAGGACAGCUACAGGCUCAGGUCCUUUAGCUUUACUAGCAAAGGUGUUGUAAACAGAGGAGACUCGUUCAGGAGACGUCGUUCUCGCAGCAACAGUCUACUUCCUUCCAGCCCCAACCCCGAGCAACCUCCGAGCUCCCUCUCCCCCGCACCCUCUCCUGAGGUCAUCACCUACCGGCUGGCCAUGCUGGGGGCUCCGGGAGUCGGCAAGACUGCGCUGGUCAGCCAGUUCAUGACGUCGGAGUGUAUCAACGCCUAUGAUAGGACGAGAGAUGACUCUGCAGCAGACGGUACGCAAGAAGAGUCUGUAUGUAUAAUGCUGAACGGAGAGGAGUCCGAACUGAAGUUUAUCAAUGUUGGAAAUGAAAAGGGGGAAGUGGAUCGUAGUUCUCCGCCGGCAGACGCCUACAUAGUGAUGUACUCAGUGAUAGAUAAGGCUAGUUUCCAACGAGCAGAGGACGAGCUCGGCCGACUGCAGGACUACGACCUGCUCAGGGCCAGACCCGCCAUCCUGGUGGCCAACAAAGUAGAUCUGGUCAGGAGCAGGGCUGUAAACGCUCAAGACGGCAAAUGCCUUGCGUGCACCUACCGAGCCAAGUUCAUCGAGAUCUCCGUAGGCAUCAACCACAACGUAGACGAACUCCUCGUGGGAAUCCUCAACCAGAUCCGGAUGAAGAGGGCGAACGCCGACAAGGAGUCGGGGAGUCAUUGGUACAAGAGCCGGGGAGUUGUCAGAGCCAGCAUGAAGGCUAGGCAAAUGUUCACCUGGAUCUUCGGUAAAGAAGACUCCAAGUUUAAAAACUGUGAAAACCUCCACGUCCUGUGAACUGGUUACACAUAUUGCCAUCGGUGCAAGUUUUCAACAAAAAAUUGUGCUAAAUUUCAAAAGGGUUAUUUGUUUUCUAUCACGAUUGUUGCAAAAUGUCUUUUGCAAAAUUUUUAAAUCUAGAAUCAGAUCUUAAAAAGUUAUGAUGACUUUUGUUUUGCUGAUCGUGAUUUAAAAUGCCCAUAAUAAUAAUAAUGCCAUAAGAAGUCAUUUGUACUAGUUUGUUUCGCUCUAAGUUAGUUUACUUUAAUGGUUAAGCCGUGCAAGAAUAAUAGAAAUUCUAAAAUAUCUAAGCACCUAGAUAAAUUGCCAAUGCUAAAGUUUCUGAUAAUUAUCACUUGAAUGAAAAAGUAUAUAAUUUUAAAACUCUCUUAAAAUACGUAAAAAUAACUCUAGUAAUAAAUAUAUUUACACAUAUACUGUUUACUCACAAGACGGUAAAUACAUAUGAAAGAUGGUGAGUGGUGAUCGAUUUCGAUUGGACACUCUAACCAUCAUUACACCCAAUAUGUGUCGAAAUAUAUUUAUUACAAGUUUUAUAUGACAUAUUUUUGUACUUUCAGGUAAUUUUAUAACCCGUACGAUGCUGAUCAAGAAGUUAUUUAGGAAUCGUAGCAAUCUCAAAAAAACACUCACUCUUUGUUUUUGAGGUACGGUUUCUCAAAAAUUAAAUUGUGUCUCAGGAAUUGACCAAACUACUUGUUUUUGUUACAUUUCAUACAACGUAUUUUUUACAAUUUUUUUUCUCAAGCAGUGACGAAGAGAAAUGUAAUGUUUUUUUUAGAAAAUUACAUCUCUAACCGAUCUGUAAUAUGUAAACAAUCGCUAACUAAAUGUACAUUAUAUUACUUUUGUUGACCAGGGACAACGGACGAAUCAUAGUAGUGUAUAUGCGAUUCAAUGACACACAAGCACUUCUUGAUAAAAUAACCUUGUACUAUUAUGAACACGCCAACAAUAUUAAAUAGUAUGAAUUGACUAAAGCUUUUUUUAAAUACAUAAAUAUGAAGCGACCUCAUUGAUUAUUAUUGACACCGGUGGCAAUCUUAGUAGAGUAUGAUAUUUCAUAUAAAGUAAGGUUAUUAUUGUAUCUGACCUAGGUGUUAAUUUUAUAUCGUUUGUAACUGCUUGGGGUCUUGAUUAAGAAUUACCUAUUUCAUUUUUAUAGCUUUCUUACACUUUUCCUACACAUAAAGGUUACAGCACCCAAAUCAUGUAAUUUUGUAAAAAUAUGUAAAACUCUUAAAAGUGUUUAACGUUUAAAAUGGGAAAAACGGGUUGUAUUGAAUGUCGAUCCAUGUAUAUAGCUUACUACUCAGGUUCCAUAAAUCAAUAUCCUUUCCAAUAAUCCUACUUUAAUUCAGAACAUUUGUUAAUGUUUAUAUGUACAAAUGUUAAAAUCAAGACCCUAGAUAAUCUUAGAUAAGGAACGUGUUUACCGUUUAUUUGCUAUCGAAUGAGCUAAACUGACUGCCUAAAAUAUAUUUUGAGCAAUAAUACUUUUAACCCUUCGUUAGAGGAGUCGCAAUAAAAAGAUGCAAACCCUACUACCAACAGGGUCAAUUAGUAUUACUCGAGAAAAUACAAAAUGUGAAGCUAUACUUACGAUUAUUAUCUUGAAGUCUGCAUGAUAUAGAUAGCUUAUUUCAAGAAACAUUUUAGUAAAAUUCCACAAGGACUCGUUACGGGAUGGAUUGAGACUCUUUUAAUGUAACGUUGUCUACAUUUUGUUGAUUAUGCACACGUUUAUUGAGGUGGAUUUUUUAUAAACCAAACAGUUUAAAUUGACGUUUAAAAUUUUGGAUUUAGAAUUUUAAUACAUGUACAAUUGUACAUGUUUAAAUAAAAGCUUUAAAGGUUUUUUUUUGUGUUGCUGGAUUUUUUAAAUUGACUCUAAACAUAUUGCCUGCAAUUAAAUACUAUUUUAUUAUUUUUUGUGUGCUCUAAAUUGAAUAACUGCGAUAAAAAUCUAUACAGUUAGUAUAAAGCAGAAAAAGUUAUUUUAUAAUAUAUCUCAUAUUAAAACUAAAUAAAUUGACAUGUCAUUCUGUGCCUUAAGAACGAAAAAGAUAUAUGAAAUACACGAAAAAAAUAUAUAUCGUUUAUAACUUAAAUUGAUGUAAUUGUGUUGUUACAUAUACCACAAUAAAUGUUAUGUGUACAGUAUACAUACAACUAUGUAUAGAUAUGCAAUCUGUAUAUUUCGUCAGUAGAAUAGGAAUCAUAUAAUUGUUUACGAUUUUAUUGUAAAUGUAGUAAAUUUGUAUCAACUUGUAUUUUUUCAUUAAAUUAUUUGUCGAUAAAUUUCUUAUUUUUGUAACGUUCUCACAUACUAACGUGUCCUUACUCUCCAAAACUAUUUUAUAUUAAUUUUUCAAUACUAUAGUUUAUAUUAUACCAGCGUUUUCUUAAAAACUUGCUGUUUAACCUAAAUACGUUUCGAUAUUUUUAAACAUAUUAUUCCCUUAAAAAUAUGAAUCUGCACAUUGGAUUAAAACUAUGUGCGUAUUAGUUGCAUCUACUUUAUAAAAAUCCUUGGAGAUUAAAAUCACCGAUUAUUAUACUUCCAGGGCGGUUUUCAACUUUACCAUUAUUAGAUAUUAUAUACAUAGAAGCAUAUAUGAGCUAGUUUUGCUAAGGUAAGGACAAUCCUAAUGUUGCUUCCAUUUCACCAGAUAAACAACUUAACAUUCAGAAAUUUUCUCCAAUAUUACUAGUGACUUUGGGACCAUAGAAUAGAACCGAAUUGUGAUUUUGUGCAAGGAAUUGAAAUGUUACUAUUCCUAGAGAUAACUUUUAUUUAAUUACUUUUUUAACCAUCCAUCAUCAGAUACUGAUAUUUUAUUAUUGUUACUGAUGUGUCACUGAUAAAGGUUUGUUUAAUGAUCAUUGAAACGUGGAUAUUUAGAUUUUAUAAAUGUAUCGUACGGUGUUUAUAUAUUUUUGAACUACUCUAUAAACGUGUGUGCUAAAUCUAUGCUAAUCCCGUGUACAUAAAAGUGAUAUGACAAUAUAAGUGUAGCUAUUAUCUGUAAGUAUGUGUAAAGUCCCUACAAAAGUGCGAUGAAAGUGGAAGAUGUAUUGAGUGGGAACAAUUUUUUACUAUUAUUUUUAUAUUGUUUACCACAGUUCAGCUUUCUUAAAUUAUAUGUAACCUAUAUUUGAUGUUUUAGAUAUAACAAUUGAUUUUAAAACGGUUCACACGUAAUGCAAUAGUUUUAAGCAUAACUUAUGAAGAUGAGUUUUAAAUCAGUAAUGUUAGUUUUUAGUAUAUCAUAGUAUGAUAUCAGCAGAGUCGUCAAGCUGUUUUUUAUUGGUAAAACUAAAAUAAAAUUAUCAAGACUAAUAACUACCAACUCAAAAUGCAUCUUCUACCUUGUUCAUAUGUAAACUAAUGUCUUCUACUUACUGACCAAUGAUUGUGCUGACCUUAAGUAACUGUUUGUUUGAAAGUUGUCUUCAUGUCCUUUAUGAACAUGUUUUUAUCUUUUACAUAUGUCAAUAAAUAUUUUGAACAUCAA
Messenger RNA from Macrosteles quadrilineatus (aster leafhopper), 4801 nucleotides. RefSeq names its product GTP-binding protein GEM-like. Lineage: Eukaryota; Metazoa; Arthropoda; Insecta; Hemiptera; Cicadellidae. Gene Ontology annotation, cellular component: plasma membrane. The transcript has 6 exons. The record is from RefSeq and is a predicted model, not a curated record. Gene Ontology annotation, molecular function: GTP binding; calcium channel regulator activity; GTPase activity. Bases 219 to 1280 code for a protein of 353 amino acids.